Molecule: messenger RNA, 717 nt
Organism: Exophiala aquamarina CBS 119918
Lineage: Eukaryota; Fungi; Ascomycota; Eurotiomycetes; Chaetothyriales; Herpotrichiellaceae
Exons: 1
Coding region: 1-717 (238 amino acids)
Biological process (GO): protein modification process; mRNA splicing, via spliceosome
Cellular component (GO): cytoplasm; nucleus
Molecular function (GO): protein tag activity
Source: RefSeq, a predicted model, not a curated record
AUGGCUAACAGCGAGCCUGAAAAUAGGUGCGCUUCGUCCCAUAGCAAACCCGGAGACGAGAAGGAGCCAGGAUCGCCAACGCAAGACCAACGCAGGCAGCGCAGCAGAUCACCUCGGCGCGACAGGGACAGGGACAGACAAGGUGAUCGACCACGUCGGAAGGACGCAGGAUUCAAAUGGAAAGAUAGACGCAGGGACCAUGAUAGGGACCGAGAUGGUCGCCGAGAUCGAGAUCGAGACCGAGACCGAGACUCUGGCUUGCAACGAGGCUACAGAGACCACUACCGUCCUCGAUCAAGGUCGCGAUCGCCUCCUCCCCGCCGCCGGUCACCGAGACGGUAUGAUAAUGACAAUGAACGAGAGGACAAGGGACUUUCUAAUGUCCUUGACGCAAAAGGCGGCGCAGAUAGGAAUUCUAAAAAUGAAAAGGAGAGGAAGGAGAAGAAACCAGCAGCAGCACCACCGCAGGCUGUAACACAACCCAUGAUUAUCGUCUACGUCAACGACAGACUAGGCACCAAAAAGGCAAUCCCUUGCUAUCCUACUGACCCAAUAAAGGAUUUCAAAGUCAUUGUCGCAUCAAUGAUCGGACGACAACCACAUGAGAUCUUGCUCAAGAGACAGGGAGAGCGGCCGUUCAAGGAUCAACUCACGCUGCAAGACUACGGUGUCAGCAAUAAUGUACAGCUGGAUCUCGAGGUUGACACGGGCGAUUAG